GCUGGAGGACGGAGGAGGCGGAGCUCUGCAGCUCGGCCCCAGGUACCGCGCCGCGUCCCGGGCUGGGCGAGGGGCGGCGGGUAGCGGAGUGGGCCUUCGCCGCCAGGUCUGCGGUUGCCACGGCAACCGUCCCCCCCCCCCAGCCGCCGGGCGCCGUGGGCGCGCUGCCCCGCCGCACCUCCGGCGCCGCCAUUGGCCUGCGGACAGUCGCGCCCCGCCGGCGGCGCACUCGGCCGGCCCGCUGCCCCCGCGGGGCUCCGCCGCCAUUGGCCGGCAGGAAGCGCUCGCCACCGCCAUUGGCUGGAGCGUGCUGCCAAUCGGGGCGGCGCCUGAGUGCCGCCUUCGGAACGUGUGCUGAGGGGGCGGGAGGGGGCAGCGGCUGCAGCGAGCGUGGCCAUCUUGGGUGUGGGCGGGCGCGCGGGGUCCGGAGGGCAGAGCGGGCGGCUCCUAAGGGGGGGCUCAGGCGAGGCAGGGUCUGGCCGUGACCCUUCACCCCGCUUUGAGCUCUACGCAGACCUCCCUCGUUGCUCUUCAUAAACCCCUUGCCCGGGGUCUCUUUAGUGCGGGUGGUGGAUGAGGACGGGUCCGGCUGAGGUUAGGGAGCUGGUAGCAGGCCUGCAGUUCAUCUGUACAGCCCCACGGCUUUCCCUGGAGAGCCGUGUGUAGCCGUGACACGUCCACAGCGGUGCGGGCUGUGGAGGGGCCGUGUGUGACCAGCAGGCUGCCUCGGCGCUGAGGCAGGGUGAGCCCUGACUUGUAGGGCUCACGGAGUUUACCUUUUGGGUGUGAAGUAUUCUGGGGACAUGGCACUCCUUUGUGUUUUCUGUGGAGCGAAUCGGUCGUACUUAAGCUCAGAAAAUCCUGUGGGAGCUUCAGUGUUUCUGAAUGUGAAGUGCUGACAGGGUUUUCUGUAAACCUAACCCUGUGGCUCUGAAACUGCUUUGUGCUUCAUCAGCCUAAGUAAUGAGGGCUGUGUGUUGUACCAGAAAACCCCUUUAAAAGAGCUUAUGGUGUAACCGGGCUGUUGGUAUGGCACACACUUUAAUUUAAUGACAUUUCACGUGGGCCUCAAGUUCUAUGCUGUUAAGGAUCAGGCUAUUUCCUGAAGUUGAGAGCUGUCUACUGAUCAGAAUGCAAGGGUACCUGCUAGUAAAAAACAAUCCUUUCGGCCUUUGCUACCAGUCUGGCUAUUGCAUGGUGUAAAACUGCAGGAAGUGAUGUUUAACAGUUGCAGAACAGCUGCAAUUAUGGUGAAAUUUGAAUUAUUUCUUAAGUAGCACUGUUUGGUGUGUUUUACUUGGCUGAAUCACUUCUUGGUACAAAAUGAGCUAGGAACAAGCUUGGUUGUUGAGAACAUAACUUGUCUGUUCACAAAGGAAAAAUUGGGCAGAUGCUUUUGUUGGCAUGAUUAACUUUGAUCUUGAAAUAGUACAUAUUUAUCCUUCUAGGACUUGCUUUUUGUUGCCUUUAUGGAAGGCAUGAAGAUGCAAGCAUACUUAGUGAUUUUCGAAUUGAAAACAAUGGGGAGGAAAGAUGCCUCUACAGCAAGAACUCCCGUUGACCAAUACAGGAAACAAAUAGGAAAGCAAGAUUAUAAGAAAACCAGACCUAUGUUAAGAGCAACAAGAUUAAAAGCAGAGGCCAAGAAAACUGCAAUAGGCGUGAAGGAAGUUGCUCUUGUCCUCGCAGCUAUAUUGGUACUUUUGUUGGCUUUCUAUGCGUUCUUUUAUCUUAACAUUUCCAAUGAAGUUGACCUUGAUCUGGAUCCAGAUGAAAACUAGCAGAUGCAAUGAAUCUAUCAAGAUUUCUUCGGCUUGAACAAGACUACGUAGGAACACACAGUCCCUUCACUGUGAGACAGUAAACAAUGCCAUUUCUUGCAGUCCAAAUUUGUAAGUUUUGCAAUACAUCACUUCUACAUUCCAGAUCUCCAAAAGAAAGGAAGAACACUCAUGCCCUGCAAGCAUAUUUGGUUAACGCCAAAGCCAGAAGCUGCAGUACAGUACGGGAAGUUUAUUGUUUACAUUAUAUUUUCUCAGGCAGAGAACUUUGAUGUCAAAAGACAGGUGCUAUUAUUAUCUUGGGUAUUGAUGCUGACUUCACAGGAGAAGAAUCUGCCUUGACUAAAUUUAGGAAUCAAAGCUUCCUAAUAGCUGAAUUAGGUUCUUUUUCUUUUCCCAAAAGAAAGUGGAAAUACCAUACAAAAAAAAAAAAUCUUUUAUUGAUUUGUAUUUAAAGUAUAUCAAACCCCCGACUUUCUAUCUCUCCCUUUUUAUCUUUCCUUUAAACGUGUAUGCACAAAUGCACUCACGAAGAUGGAAGAAAUUGUAGGAAAAAAUUAUCUUUUUAGAAGCAGUCUGUCACCUCCUAUAUGGACUUAAUUUUUAUGUCAUCCCAGAUUCUGUGUGCCCAUAUAUCUACAGUAAUCUUUUUCAUUCUUUUGCCAACUGUUCAGCACACAUGUGUUCUGUCAGAAAUGGCACCUGGAUGACAGAAGCUCUAACAUUCGCAUAUGCCUCUGAAACACAGUUCUUUGCCUCCUGUGCUGUCUGAACUAGUGUAAAUAGGAAGUUCAAUCGAUGUUGGGUUUAAUUAGUGUAUUGCUCUAUUAUUAAUAUAAAGUCAAAGUUGUAUUUUAAUUAUGCUCUUCCUGCUGGUUGUGAUAUCAACUUGUUCUACCUGUUAGGAGGGUAUUGUAAAAAAUAUAUAUAUUUCCAGUUUUAAAAUCAUUUUUAUCAUCAAACUAAUGCAUCAAGUUGGGAGUAUUAAGAAUCCUUUCAUGUAUACUUCUUGUAAGUGGGAAAAUCUUGGCUCCAUGUCAUCCUUUAGUUCUUGCAAAGUACCUUUUGGAAUAUGCAGUGUGGAUAACAUUUCUGAUGCCUUUGAUAACCACAAGCAACUUGAAGAAGUCGGUAUGUCAAAGCAGCUGCAGGGAGCUGUAAAAUUCUGGCUUUACCCUGUUCUGCUUCAGCUUUGGCAUAUUACCGAGCUUGUGGUUGUAAAGGAUUUCUUUUGAUCCUUCAAAAACGCGGUCAGUCUUUCUCUAGUUUGGUUUAUUUUUGAAAUCAAGAAAAGCAUGGACCCAUUGCUGCCAAAUGCGUAAGGGAGCUAGGCAGUUUGACUUCCAGGCAAGUUGCCAUAAUUUUGAAAUUUUAUUAGCAACCCAGCUUGUCUUAAUCUUAGGUACCCAUUUCAGUUUUAGUUGCAACUGUGGCAUUUACUGACUUGUUCUGGAAAUGCCUCACUGAGAUUCCAUAUAGUGAUUCUGAAGACAAGGGCAUACCAAACUCUAGCAACUACUACAAUGGAAAAUGUAUUUAUUUUAAAUUGACGCAGUCCCAUUAUCACCACUUAAGGAACUUAGAUCAAUACAGUUAGUUUUUAAACCAUACGCUAUCUAUGACCAUAUAUGCUAUGAGUCUCUAAGGAUACACUUCUCUGUCAUACUCCUCAUUCACUUUAUGCAGUGCAAAACAGUUCCUCUAGAAAUAUAGAGUACACCAUCUUCCAAGAAGAAUAUGAAAGAGAAAUGUAUACAUGCAGAUAUUUCUCAUUUUCUAAUUAUGACUGUUAAGACUGUUAUGUGCCUGAUAGUCUGCUAAUGCUCCUAUAGAUGACCAAAUGCUUACUUACAUGCUGCAUUUAUGGCAAAGCAUUUUCUGACACAUGGCCCGCUUUUCAGUGGAGAGAAAAGCUCAUCACAAACUGUCUUCUUGGAUGUGACAUGCUGUUUGUUUCACCAAUGGCACACCACAUGUCACAGAAGCUACAGACCUCUCCUUUUACUCUGCAUGAGCAAUUUUCCUGCUCCAUAAAAUACUGGAAAGAUUGCUAUGUUAAUGUUUGUGUGUAGCUCCCUGGGUGAUACGUGGUCUGAGAAUGAUGUGUGGUUAUCACCAUCACACAGGUUGUCUUGUAACUUGCUUUCUGAAUCAGUCACAUUAAAAAGCAUGCUAUUCCUACUGUCAAAUUUAUGAACAUGGUGUUCUUAGAAGAUCUAAUUUCCCAUAAUUAUGACUCAUAGACAAAAUCCAGUGUGCGUAUGUGUGUGACUGAAGCAGCUUUCCUGAUUUGCGGCGUAUUGACCCACAUUGCCCACAAGUGCCAUAGUUUGCAGCUUGUCUGUUGGCUUCAUUUCAGUUAGACCUUUUCAUUUACAUGAAAGAUACUUAUAAUGAGAAAUUCUUCUGUUGCUUAGAUAAACUGGGUAAACUUAUGUUCAGUGUACAUAGAAAUACCUGGUAAAUAUUGCAGCAAAUAUAAUACUCUCUUAUCAGUACAAUAAUUUAUAAUGGGACCACAUCAAUAUUUUUUUAAAUGUAAAAGCCUCUACCUCUCAUCAAAUUCCUCAUCCUUGGUGUUCCAAAAGGCAAAGACACAACAAUAUUAGCAUUGAGGUUAGAUUGUGCGCUUUCUCAUUCAUGAGUAUCCUGAGUUCACUGAAAUGACAUCCGAUUCAUUCCAAGGGGAUCAUAACCCAGCCUGAAGUUAUUUCAGUUUUCUAGAGCACCAUAGUGGCCAUACCUGUAGGUAUGUCUUGCAAAUAUGUGGUUUAUUUUACCUUGCUUGUAUCUCAGACUGAAUUAUGCCUCCUCAUUUUUUGGGGUCAUCUAUCUUUGUAUGAGUUGCUUAGUGCUUGUUUUAAUAAUAAAUGGAUUUUUACUCUC
Messenger RNA from Gallus gallus (chicken), 4667 nucleotides. It is a transcript of the gene TRIQK, whose product is annotated as triple QxxK/R motif containing. Lineage: Eukaryota; Metazoa; Chordata; Aves; Galliformes; Phasianidae. The transcript is spliced from 4 exons. Gene Ontology annotation, cellular component: endoplasmic reticulum membrane. The record is from RefSeq and is a predicted model, not a curated record. Bases 1470 to 1781 code for a protein of 103 amino acids.